UUCACCAAGUCUGCAUACGUGCUAGGACCAUGUUUGGCUACCAUCAAACAGACCUGCGUUUCAUGUAAAGUAAGGAAAUCUUAGGAGUUGAGUACUUUGGAGGACUGUUUUGCCUUCUCAUUAAGAAUACGGACAGAGUCUGACUGUACAGAGGACAGCUUUCGACAAUGCAAAUUAUGGAGAACGACCAUUGGAGUGAUAACUGCACAGCAGAGAAUCUGCCACUGUACACAUUUUACGCCUAUGUGAUGAUCGUGGAAUUCAUCCUGGCUCUGCCGCUCAACCUCUCAGUGCUUUAUCUAUUCAUCUUCAAGCUGAAGUUCUGGAAAUCUAAAAGCAACAACAUUUUCCUGUUCAAUCUCGUCUUGGCUGACCUUCUUCUGCUAUUCUGUUUGCCAGUGAAGGCGUAUAAUUUCCUUAACGGGAAUAGGCGGAGUACAGAGGGAGGGACCUGCAAAGCCAUGCUCUUCAUGCUGUUUCUGAACCGAGGUGCCAGUAUUGCCUUCCUGACUGUGAUUUCAGUUGAUCGCUACUUCAGUGUGGUUCAUCCUGGGAAAAAUAACUUUACCAAGGCUUUAAAAAGGUCUCCUCAUAUCUCUUUGAUCAUCUGGCUACUGCUGCUCCCACUGACUAUCCCCACCAUGCUGAAGUCCUUUGAGUGCUGUAAUAGUUAUGGGCGGGUAGAAGACACUCUAGUCAAGGACGUCACUGACGCUCUGAGAGAGGUUGUGUUUUUCACCCAGAUUCUCAUCCCUUUCUUUGUGUUGGUCUACUGCACGGUCCGCAUUGUUGACAGACUCAAAAAGAAGACAGUAGGGGAUAGUACCAAGCUGCGCCGAGCAGCAUUUCUGGUCACCUCAGUUAUGCUGGUCUUCUCUUUCUGUUUCCUGCCUUGUACCAUAGCUAGAAUUAUUCUGUUGAUUGUGAGAGUUGAGAAUUUACCCAGCGCAGAAGAUAUAGUUGUUCAAGUCUUUGACGGUCUCAUGGUUUUAUCCUACAUGGAUUGUGUAGUGGACCCAAUUCUGUACUGCUUAAGCAGCACUAAGUUCAAAAGUCUCUACCUGACAACUUAUUGCCGCUGUCUACUGAGCGAAGAUGCACAAAUAGCUGAGAGCAUAAUCUCGACAGGAAACAACUCAAACCCAAAACGCAACAACGAUGUACUGUUGCAUAGUAGGUAAAAAGAGGAUAUGAAAAUGUCUGUUUUAUUACUGCAUUACGACUGUUCUCAUGAUAAGACAUUCAUGUUACUUUGCCAAACCAUUACGUGUUUCUGUUACCAUUAGUCAUCUGGUUUCUUUCACCAGUGAUGUCAUCAUGUUAAACAGCUCAUAAUGACUCUGUUGUUACUAAUUGUCUGGGUCAAAUAAAUAAUCUUCUCAA
This is a messenger RNA of Coregonus clupeaformis (lake whitefish), 1383 nucleotides long. Its product is annotated as 12-(S)-hydroxy-5,8,10,14-eicosatetraenoic acid receptor-like. The coding region runs from base 168 to 1181 and encodes 337 amino acids. Gene Ontology annotation, molecular function: G protein-coupled receptor activity. The record is from RefSeq and is a predicted model, not a curated record. The transcript has a single exon. Gene Ontology annotation, cellular component: membrane. Gene Ontology annotation, biological process: G protein-coupled receptor signaling pathway. NCBI's taxonomy places the organism in Eukaryota, Metazoa, Chordata, Actinopteri, Salmoniformes, Salmonidae.